Molecule: messenger RNA, 1704 nt
Organism: Aspergillus heteromorphus CBS 117.55
Lineage: Eukaryota; Fungi; Ascomycota; Eurotiomycetes; Eurotiales; Aspergillaceae
Exons: 4
Coding region: 1-1212 (403 amino acids)
Biological process (GO): positive regulation of transcription by RNA polymerase II
Cellular component (GO): nucleus
Molecular function (GO): DNA-binding transcription factor activity; transcription cis-regulatory region binding
Source: RefSeq, a predicted model, not a curated record
AUGGUCCAAUCCGGCGACAUGGAGGCGAGAGAGCAUCGUCAUACAUUUCUUGGGAGACGGGUGGUCGCAGGGCUGUUCCUCGUUACCCUCGCGGAUAUGUCCCAAAGCGGCAAGUCGAGUCACCGAUUGCCAUUGAUUAUUGCCGCGCGACCCCGCACUGCGGCUCACUCCGUCUGGGGGAUCAGCACGGCCAUUGCUGCGGCGGCUCCCUUCCCUAAACGCCAGCGACUCUCCCUCAGUUCCCUCGAAGAGCAUGUGCUGCCAACGCCUACGCAUCCCAGAUCCGACCCGCCAGGCUGGCCCCCUUUGCAGCCCGAUCCUUGCCAUUCAGUCGACCUGAACGAGCACAACAAUUACACCUCUCCCAAAUCGGGCGGCGAUGGCGGUCCCUUUCACUCUCCCGCGACGGGUAGCUGGACCCAAGAUGGCUUCUCGCAGGAUCCGGGGUACCUUGCUUCGCAGGAAGAAUUGCGAUGCGUCAUCUUAUCUCUAGCAAACUCGGCGGCUCCGACGCGAGUCUCGAGCCCGGACACUGUUCGAGAAGAGGAAGGGUCGGAGCAAGCUCGGCAAUUGAAGUCUUACCGACCAGAGCAAAGAGGCGAACACCUGCAGCCACUUUUGUCCAGCAGGACGCACAUUGCGGAUUUGAAGAACUACAUGCCAAUAAAGUUCAAUUGGGCUGAUGGGAAGGCACAACGAUCGCUAUUACUAGCUCGAAUGUUUGACUCUCAAUGCACCUUGCGUCAGAAAGUCCCCGCGCUGGCUCGAACCUUCCCUCCGCUCUCGUAUGCCAUACUUGCCAUCUCGGCGCGGCAGAUCGAACGGAAGAAAGGCAUUCGGAACUGGUUUGACGGCCUCGAACUAUACCAGGAGGCGAUUCGACGGUUGGGUCCGCUUCUUCACUUGCGCGAUCCCAAGAUUGUCGCUGCCCGCGUGCUCCUCUGUUGCUUAGAGAUGAUGUCGGCGCGAGCACAAGACAGGCGUCCCCAUCUAGAGGGAUGCGCGGCUUUGCUUGACGCGUCUGGGAUUCACGGCUUCAGCAAGGGCUUACUACAAGCUGUUUUCUGGUGUUAUGCCAGGAUGGAUCAUUGUGGUGGUGCACUUAUAUCCGAUGGCACACAGACCACUCUGCUGCAUCCAUCCAAAUGGCUUCCCCCGGUUGUUAGGCAGAGGAUGCAUACCACUCAAUUACGCUGUUUAUCUUUGCGUUAAAGCGACAGAACUUGUUUCCGGAUCGAACAAAGUCCCUCGAGCUGGGUGAAGAGAAUGGAUGCACCACCGACAGAUUCUGCGCCCGCUGAGUUAGUCUUUGGACUGGCCUGCAAUGCUAGUUGUCGGAGCGGCCCAGUGAGCUGAUUCCAGUGCAGACAGUAAAUUGUGAACCAUUCCCGCAUAUUUUAUUUGUCCACUGGGCCGCUAUUUCUUCGUACCAACUGUACCACACCGCGUGUAUCUUGCUAUUGAAAAUGAUACCGAAAAGCUUAAGGUUCCCGCGAUCGCCAGCUCUGUCUCCUCUAUGGCAUGCACGUCGGACAUGGGGGAUCUCGCUAGCAAAGUCGCACCGAGGGUGCUUGAGCAAUUCUAUACAGCCCCUCUGGAUUGCGGGCCAGCUGUUCAGUCACAAAGCGGAACAUGAAGAAAUCAUCAAACUAAUACAGAGUUUUGAGGUCUAGACCGGCUGGGGGGCAUCCUGGCGCAUCCGUG